Molecule: messenger RNA, 1594 nt
Organism: Nematolebias whitei (Rio pearlfish)
Lineage: Eukaryota; Metazoa; Chordata; Actinopteri; Cyprinodontiformes; Rivulidae
Product: arrestin-C
Exons: 17
Coding region: 110-1177 (355 amino acids)
Biological process (GO): signal transduction; visual perception; G protein-coupled receptor internalization
Molecular function (GO): G protein-coupled receptor binding
Source: RefSeq, a predicted model, not a curated record
CUGGUAUAAAAAGGGACAGCAACGGUUGUCGAACUUAUUCGACUCACCCUGACACUCUGAAAAGAUCGCAAACAACCAAGAAGAGAAUCCUCGCAAACAUCUUCCAGAGAUGGCAAAGGUUUUCAAGAAGACCAGUGGCAAUGGAGGGCUGACCCUGUACCUGGGGAAGAGAGAUUAUGUGGAUCAUAUCAACAAAGUGGACAGAUUAGAUGGUGUUGUGAAAGUUGAACCAGCUGAGCUUGGUGAUCGAAAAGUUUUCAUACAGCUGGCAUGUGCCUUCCGUUACGGCAGUGAAGACCUGGACGUGAUGGGCCUAUGCUUCAGGAAGGACAUCUGGCUCUUGCAAACCCAACUGUACCCUGACGGCACCAAGCCUGAACUCAGCGAGAUGCACGACACCCUGCUGAAGAAGGCGGGCGACAACGCGUACCCCUUCUCCUUUGACAUUCCCAACAACCUGCCAUGCUCAGUCUCUCUGCAGCCUGCGCCAGAAGACAAGGGGAAGGCUUGCGGUGUUGACUUUGAAGUGAAAACUUACAUGGCCAAGGAGAAGGAUAACCCUGAUGAAAAGAUUGAAAAGAAGGACACUGCUCGUCUCGUUGUUCGUAAAAUCCAGUACGCCCCGUCUCAGGUGGGCCCCGGGCCCAAGGCUGACAUCUGCAAAAGCUUCAUGAUGUCCGACAAACCGGUUCACUUCGAGGCAUCGAUGGACAAAGAUCUCUACUUUCACGGUGAGGCCAUCCCAAUCAAACUCAAAAUCAAUAACGAGAGCAACAAAACGGUGAAGAAAUUUAAAAUCACCGUGGAUCAAACCACCGACAUCAUCCUCUACUCAGCAGACAAAUACACCAAAACCGUCUUCACCCAGGAGAUCGCGGAGACAGUGGAGCCCAACAGCACCUUCGAGAAAACUGUGUGCAUCACACCCAGUCUGUCUGAAAACAAGGAGAAAAGAGGGCUGGCCCUGGACGGGAGGCUGAAGGACGAGGACACAAACUUGGCCUCCACCACUGUGCUGAAGAAGAAUAUAGAAAAGGAGGUGCUGGGUAUUCUGGUUUCCUACAAGAUUAAAAUUAACCUCAUGGUGGCUGGAGCUGGCCUGAUGGGAACCCUCACCGCCAGUGAUGUCACAGUGGAGCUGCCACUGAACCUCAUGCACGAAAAACCUCAAGAUUAAGAACGGCACGUCGCUAAAGGAGGUUGCCCUGCAAGCUGAGAGGACGAUCAAAGAAAUUCAGCAAGACAUUCGAAGGAUGUGACAAUAAACAAAAGAAGAAGAAAAUGAUGUGUGUCAAGGAAAUAACAAUAAAUGAUCAGCAGAAGAAAAUCUUUUCAACGCAUAAGGAUAUAAGAGGAAAUACUAAUCCCCUUCACAGCUUUUUGUUGUUUUUGUUCAUUUAGUAAUGUUAUUUAGCUGUAGAGAGUACUUGUUUCACAAAAAAAAAAAUCAAAUUCUGUACGAAACUCCCAGAAGUGGACUUGUGUUAUUUUAAAAUUAUGAUGUGCACAAAAUAGGAAAUAAGUCUAAAGCCCAUAAAACCAAUGUGCAUUCAAAUACUGUGAUACACUGACCUGUUGAGAACAAAUAAAUAGU